Molecule: messenger RNA, 1089 nt
Organism: Rubroshorea leprosula
Lineage: Eukaryota; Viridiplantae; Streptophyta; Magnoliopsida; Malvales; Dipterocarpaceae
Source: the annotation of a GenBank genome assembly
GUUUUGACGCCGUACUGCCAAUGAUACCGUUGUUUUUCACAAUUGGAAAAAUUUUUGCUUUCUCGGAACCCAAACAGGGGAAAAGUCUCGGCGGGGGAAGAGGGAUAGCUUAGCGAAGGCGAAGAAGAUGAUUUCGGUGAAGAAACUGACUAGAAAAUUUCGAAAAUCUCGAGAUGACAAGCUUUCUCUGCCAACUCGGGACGAUCCGGAUCUCGACGGUUCUCGUCCGAUGGAUACCCAAGAGCAAGAGGAGUUGGUGAGAUCACUUGAAAAGAUGCAAGCUAAGCAAAGUAUUCAAUGGAGGGUUGUGUUUGCAGCACUUCUCUUUUGUUAUGCUGGGUUUCUUAUUUAUUCCAUUUAUCAGCAAGCUUCAUUUCCAUGGGAACUGCAACACCAUGCUUACUUCAUGGAGGAGGUUGACUCAUGGAUGAUAAUAUCUGCAGAUUGGAUAGCUGUUUUAGCAUGCUUGAUGGCCAUUGUUGGAAUGCUUUAUAACUCAAGGGAUCACAGACAAUGGAUUUGGUACUCAUGCUCAGCUGGCCUUGGUCUUGCAGUCUUCUGGUUAUAUUACAUGCUAAGAUUGCCAAAAUUUCGGUGGGAUAUUAUCUGGCUUCCAUUUGGCCCUCUGAGUGGAGCUGGGAUAUGUCUCUAUGUGGACCAUCUACUUGCUGAGUCAUCAGAAGAAGUAAGAAAACUCAGAGGCUAUAUGUAUGCUUAUAAAGCCAGCUAGUGAGCUAGAAGCCAAUUCCAUUUCCACUCAGGGUAAGAGAGCACUGAGUUUAUAUGGUUCCAGGUAGUGCAUUGAAAAUCAGAAGCAGCUUUGAUAUGGCCAAGUGUUAAGGAGGAUAAAUUACCCGAUUCUACUUGUUCGAUAGUUGAGUUCUUAGUCUUAUGUUCAUUCAGGUUAUAAUGUUAUAUUCCUAAUUGGUUAUUCUCUAACAAACACCGUAGCUACCGCCUGAGGACUUUUCCUUUCAGGCGUGAUUGCAUAGAUUGUUCUUUUCUUCUAUUGUAUUGAUUCCUCUCAGUUACACCCAUAUGUAUAUAUUUUUUGGUUCGUCUACAUGCUAAUAACAUCUCACCUUUUUG